Molecule: messenger RNA, 742 nt
Organism: Poeciliopsis prolifica (blackstripe livebearer)
Lineage: Eukaryota; Metazoa; Chordata; Actinopteri; Cyprinodontiformes; Poeciliidae
Product: mediator of RNA polymerase II transcription subunit 4-like
Biological process (GO): regulation of transcription by RNA polymerase II
Cellular component (GO): core mediator complex; mediator complex
Molecular function (GO): transcription coregulator activity
Source: RefSeq, a predicted model, not a curated record
AUGUUGGCUCUGUCCAGAAAUUUGGAGCUACUCGUACAGAGGGACAAGGAGUUCCAGGAGCUGAUGGAGGUGGCGCAGCAGCAGGGCAAGGUCCACCAGGAGAUGCAGCUGCUGGAGAAGGAGGUGGAGAAGAGGGACAGCGACAUCCAGCAGCUGCAGAAACAGCUGAAGGAGGCAGAACACAUCCUGGCCACAGCUGUUUACCAGGCUAAAGAGAAGCUGAAAUCCAUCGAGAAGGCCAGAAAAGGAAGCAUAUCUUCCGAGGAAAUCAUCAAGUACGCUCACCGAAUCAGCGCCAGUAACGCCGUGUGCGCGCCGCUCAACUGGGUGCCAGGUGACCCGCGCAGACCGUACCCUACUGACCUGGAGAUGCGCAGCGGGAUGCUGGGACACAUGGCCAACCUGCCGUCCAAUGGGAUGAACGGACAUCUGCCAGGAGACGCUCUGGCUGCAGGACGGCUACCCGACGUUCUGACACCUCACUACCCCUGGCAGCCAUCAGACGUCUCAGUGGGGAUGCUUCCCCCUCACCAUGGAAACGACUUCGGGCUGGCCGCCGGUCACAACAAGGAAAACGAGGACGACGUGGAAGCCAUGUCCACAGACUCGUCCAGCAGCAGCAGCGACUCAGACUGAAACAAAGACACUGUGUUUGUGUGUAUGUGUGUGUGUUUGUGUGUGUAAUGUUAGGCAACACUUGAACAUAUAUUUUCUCUCAAGGUUUUUUAACACCUGACCUAAA